CGAAUCCCAACGCCCGCGCCGCGCACGUCGGCGCGCGUACCCCUUUCCGUCGCUGUGCUUUCCCGCCACCCGGUACAUCCCAUCCAUCAUCGUCUAUUCUAUUAUUUAUCGCUAAUACCCCCAUAAACCUCAAACCCCUCUUCCUCCCCCAAACCGACUCCCUUGCUCUCUCCUUGCGGGAGAAGAAAAGAGAAAAAGGGGAAAAGAAAAAUGGGAGAAGAUUAUUCACCGGAACCCAACAAGCUUCCCGAGCUCAAAUUAGAUGCCCGCCAAGCCCAGGGGUUUAUUUCCUUCUUCAAAACCCUCCCCCGUGAUCCGCGGGCUGUGCGCUUCUUCGAUCGCCGAGAUUAUUAUACUGUUCAUGGUGAUAAUGCUGCUUUCAUUGCAAGGACAUAUUACCACACUACUACUGCUUUGAGACAACUGGGUAGUGGUCCUGAUGGUAUUUCCAGUGUUAGUGUAAGUAAAACCAUGUUUGAAACUAUUGCUCGUGACCUUUUACUGGAGAGAACAGAUCAUACCCUGGAGCUUUAUGAGGGAAGUGGAUCAAACUGGAGGCUGACAAAAACUGGAACACCUGGUAACAUUGGUAGUUUUGAAGAUGUUUUGUUUGCCAACAAUGACAUGCAGGAUACUCCAGUUACCAUUUCAUUGUUUCCUAUCUUCCGCGAAAACCAGUACACUGUGGGACUAAGUUUUGUCGAUAUAACCAAGCAAAAACUUGGUUUGGCAGAGUUCCUUGAUGAUAGCCAGUUCACAAAUGUUGAAGCAGUUAUGGUCGCUCUUGGUUGCAAGGAGUGUCUUCUACCCAUGGAAUGUGGGAAAUCAGUGGAAUUGAAAGCUCUUCAUGGUGUACUGACUAAAUGUAAUGUCCUUUUAACUGAGAGAAAGAAAUCUGAGUUCAAGUCAAGAGAUCUGGUACAGGACCUUGGUAGGAUCAUCAGAGGUUCUAUUGAACCUGUUCGGGAUUUACUUUCUGACUUUGAAUUUGCUUUGUGUGCUCUAGGGGCUUUAAUAUCAUAUGCCGAGUUACUUGCAGAUGAUGGCAAUUAUGGGCGUUAUACCAUUGAAAAGUACAAUCUAGAUAGUUACAUGAGAUUAGAUUCUGCUGCCAUGAGAGCAUUGAAUGUUCUAGAGAACAAAACAGAUUUAAACAAAAAUUUUAGUUUGUUUGGUCUAAUGAAUAGAACCUGCACUGCCGGCAUGGGUAAACGGUUGCUAAACAGGUGGCUCAAACAACCUCUCUUAGAUGUGGGUGAAAUUAGUUGUAGACUGGAUCUGGUUCAGGCAUUUGUGGAGGAUGCAGAACUUCGCCAAGGACUGAGGUUACAUUUAAAAAGAAUUUCAGAUAUUGAGAGAUUGACACAUAAUGUGAAGAAGAAGACAGCUAACUUGCAGCCAGUCAUAAAACUCUAUCAGUCAAGCAUUAGACUUCCACACAUCAAAGAUGUUCUUGAGCGUUAUGAAGGGAAAUUUUCACCACUGAUAAGAAAGAAAUAUCUGGAACCAUUAGAAUAUUGGAUGGAUGAGCAUCGACUAAAUAAGUUUACCGCUCUAGUUGAAGUUGCUAUUGACCUUGAUCAACUUGAGAAUGGUGAGUAUAUGAUAUCGCCGAAAUAUAAUCCAAACUUAGCUGCACUGAAGGAACAACUAAAUGCAGCAGAGCGGCAAAUUCACAGUUUGCACAAACAAACAGCAAAUGAACUUGAUCUUUCUCUUGAUAAGACAUUGAAGUUGGAAAAAGGGACACAGUUUGGACAUGUUUUUAGGAUCACGAAGAAAGAGGAGCAAAAAGUGAGGAAAAAGCUAAGUACCCAUUAUAUUGUUCUGGAAACUCGGAAGGAUGGAGUAAAAUUCACAAACUCCAAACUUAAAAAGUUAGGAGAUCAAUACCAAAAGGUACUCAGUGAAUAUACAAGUUGUCAGAAAGUGAUUGUUGCUCAAGUAGUUGAUGCUACAGCUUCAUUUUCUGAGGUAUUUGAAACACUUUCCGUGAUUCUUUCUGAGCUUGAUGUUUUACUAAGUUUUGCUGACUUGGCAACCAGUUGUCCAAUUCCAUACGUAAGACCAGACCUUACACCCUCGGAUAAAGGAGAUAUUGUACUAGAAGGGAGUCGGCAUCCAUGUGUGGAGGCUCAGGAUGGUGUGAAUUUUAUACCUAAUGAUUGUACUCUUGAACGUGGAAAGAGUUGGUUCCAGAUCAUUACCGGACCUAACAUGGGUGGUAAAUCCACAUUUAUACGACAGGUUGGCGUAAACAUAUUAAUGGCGCAAGUUGGCUGCUUUGUUCCAUGCGAUAGAGCAAGUGUUAGCGUAUGCGAUUGCAUUUUUGCUCGUGUUGGGGCUGGUGAUUGCCAACUUCGUGGAGUUUCCACCUUUAUGCAGGAAAUGCUUGAAACUGCAUCCAUCUUGAAAGGUGCCUCUGAGAAGUCGCUGAUAAUUAUUGAUGAGUUGGGCCGUGGCACUUCUACUUAUGAUGGAUUUGGUUUGGCUUGGGCUAUUUGCGAGCACCUUGUGCAGGUGACCAGAGCACCAACUUUAUUUGCAACUCACUUUCAUGAGCUGACUGCAUUAGCUCAUGUUGAUGGUCAUGAGCCCCAUAGUUCGCCCAAUCUUGGAGUGGCAAAUUAUCAUGUUGGAGCACAUAUAGAUCCACCAAGUCGUAAAUUAACAAUGCUUUAUAAGGUUGAACCCGGUGCCUGUGAUCAAAGUUUUGGUAUUCACGUGGCAGAGUUUGCAAACUUUCCUGAAGCUGUUGUUACUCUUGCUAGAAGUAAAGCUGAGGAGUUGGAAAAUUUUUCUGAGACAUUUGGCUUUAACAAUGAUCUGAAAGAAGAGGUAGGAUCCAAGCGCAAGCAAGCAUGUAGUCCUGAUGACAUUGCUAAAGGUGCAGCUCGGGCUCAUCAAUUCUUGCAGGGGUUUUCUGCUUUGCCGCUAGACCAGAUGGACUUGGAACAGGCCGUGGAACAAGUUAAAAAACUGAGGUCUGAGCUGGAGAAAGAUGCAGCCAGCUAUCCUUGGCUCCAGCAAUUUUUCUGAAAUCAAUUGUGUAUCCUGUCGACUAGUAUCUUGGCUGUUCUCUCCCUCUGCCUUUUUGUUUCUCUAGAAAUAUUCUGGGGGAAAGAUUGCUUAAAUGAUAUAUGUAAAUUGUAUAGUAUCCAACAGGUUCAAGUUAUUACUGGCCAGAGCCAAUUUUGCUUAAA
Molecule: messenger RNA, 3203 nt
Organism: Phoenix dactylifera (date palm)
Lineage: Eukaryota; Viridiplantae; Streptophyta; Magnoliopsida; Arecales; Arecaceae
Gene: MSH2
Product: MUTS homolog 2
Biological process (GO): mitotic recombination; mismatch repair
Cellular component (GO): nucleus; MutSalpha complex
Molecular function (GO): mismatched DNA binding; ATP-dependent DNA damage sensor activity; ATP binding
Source: RefSeq, a predicted model, not a curated record